This is a messenger RNA of Populus euphratica (Euphrates poplar), 2551 nucleotides long. RefSeq names its product Pentatricopeptide repeat (PPR) superfamily protein. The coding region runs from base 121 to 1953 and encodes 610 amino acids. The record is from RefSeq and is a predicted model, not a curated record. NCBI's taxonomy places the organism in Eukaryota, Viridiplantae, Streptophyta, Magnoliopsida, Malpighiales, Salicaceae. Gene Ontology annotation, molecular function: protein binding. The transcript is spliced from 2 exons.
GGAGGAAAAGAGGAUGGAGUGAAACAAAAGAAUGGAAAGGUUCCCCCUUUUGUUUGUGUUUUUAAUUUGAUCCUUAUUGGAUUUUUUAUAUUUAGCUUUCAACUCGUCUAUGAUUAUCAAAUGAAGGCAGCAGCAAACCAAGAAACAAAUGAAAUGGCUACUUUCAAACUCCCUAAAACCCACCUCUCUCCUCCAAAAACCCUCUGCGCCUUCUCCACUUGGUACUCACCACCCCCACAACCCCCACCAAGACAGUCGCCGCCGCCUUCACGCGAUGAAUCUCCGAUUCUCACAACAAUCUCUGAAGCAAUAAAAAACAUUGAAACAAAACCACUUCACAUUUCUCUCAAAAACAUCCUACCUUCAUUCAAAGCCCAUCACUUUAUUAGCCUCGUUAACCAAAAUCCUUACUUUCUACCUCCAAAAUCCCUCCUUUCUUUCUUUGACUUUCUAUCUUCAUACCCUACUUUUAGCCACACAGUUCAGUCUUAUUGCAGCAUGGUUCAUUUCCUCAUUGCACAUCGAAUGAACCAACAAGCUGAGUGUUUGCUCCAUUUUGUUGUUUCGCGUAAAGGGAAAGGAUCAGCUUCUUCCGUUUUUGCUUCAAUUCUUGAAACUAAAGGUACCCUUGCGUCAAGUUUUGUUUUUGAUGCUUUAAUGAGUGUGUAUACUGAAUUUGGUUACGUGUCUGAUGCUAUUCAGUGUUUUAGAUUGACAAAGAAGCAUAAUUUGAAAAUCCCAUUUAAUGGUUGCAAGUGUUUGCUUGAAAGAAUGAUUAAAAUGAGCUCUCCUAUGGUAGCUUUGAAGUUUUAUCUGGAGAUCUUGGAUUCUGGGUAUCCACCAAAUGUGUAUAGUUUUAAUAUUUUAAUGAAUAGAUUGUGUAAAGAAGGUAAAGUUAAGGAUGCUCAAUCGAUUUUUGAUGAAAUUCGGAAGACAGGUCUGCAGCCCACUGCUGUUAGUUUUAAUACUUUGAUUAAUGGUUACUGUAAAUCAGGAAAUUUAGACGAGGGUUUUAGGUUGAAGAUGGUAAUGGAGGAGUUUAGGGUUUUCCCUGAUGUUUUUACUUAUAGUGCUUUGAUUGAUGGGUUGUGUAAGGCGUGUCAGUUGGAUGAUGCGAAUCAUUUGUUUAAGGAAAUGUGUGAUAGAGGACUGGUUCCUAAUGAUGUUACUUUUACCACAUUGAUUAGUGGGCAGUGCAAGAAUGGGAGAGUUGAUUUGGCCUUGGAAAUUUAUCAGCAAAUGUUUACUAAAGGUUUGAAAGCUGAUUUGGUGUUGUACAAUACACUCGUCAAUGGCCUUUGUAAGAGUGGAUAUUUUAGGGAAGCAAGGAAGUUUGUUGGCGAGAUGACUAAGAGAGGUUUGAGACUUGAUAAAUUUACGUACACUACACUUUUGGAUGGUAGUUGCAAGGAGGGAGAUUUGGAAUUGGCUUUGGAGAUGAAGAAGGAAAUGGUAAAAGCAGGUAUUCAGCUAGAUAAUGUAGCCUUCACAGCCAUUAUUUCUGGAUUGUGUAGAGAUGGAAAAAUAGCAGAUGCAGAGAGAACAUUGAGGGAGAUGUUGAGAGCGGGUUUGAAACCAGAUGAUGGCACAUAUACCAUGGUCAUGGAUGGGUUCUGUAAGAAGGGUGAUGUGAAGAUGGGAUUUAAGUUGCUCAAAGAGAUGCAGAGCGAUGGACAUAUACCAGGAGUGAUCACUUACAAUGUGCUUAUGAAUGGACUCUGCAAGCAAGGCCAGGUGAAAAAUGCUGAUAUGCUUUUGAAUGCAAUGCUCAAUUUGGGUGUAGUUCCAGAUGACAUUACUUACAACAUUUUAUUACAAGGGCAUUGCAAACAUGGGAAACUAGGAGACUUCCAAAAUUUCAAGACUGAAAUGGGGCUUGUUUCUGACUAUGCAUCUUAUAGAUCACUAUUGAAUGAGUUGAGCAAAGCUUCUAAAGAUCGUCAAAAGAGAUGAUUUCUGACGGUUGCAUAUUUCAUAUACAGACCGUUGAUAGUUGAUAAACUUAGAUUUGAUCUCUCAGUUGAUCAGAGCGUAGUAUCAGAAGCUAGACUAGCUCCUCAAGAAACGAACACCACAGCAUCACCAUGUAAUGCUUGCAGAACUCGCAAAUAAGAGAGCACUUUAGGGAGAGAGACUACUAGCUCAUUAAUAUCAGAAUCGGAGGACCUAAAUUUGAAGUUCAGAGCAUUCAACAAAGGAAUCAGAACCAGAGGCACCCAACUUUGCCAAAGCUUUUACCCUCUCCAAGAACGAGUAAUUUUGCAGGACCAGUUGCUGUUAAACAGCUCAUUAAUAUCAGCAACUAGAGCAUCGUAUGGAUGAAAUAAAGAAUUGCCCUCCCUGACCAUACGAAAGGCUUCCUGAGAAUCAACUUUAAGAAUCAUCUUUCUAAAUCCCAAGCUUCCAAGCAUGAUGUAAAAUUGUAAACCUUGCUGCAUAGCUUGAAGUUCAGUUCAGCCACCAAAACCUGAAUAAAUUAUUCAUACGAGAAUAUUUUGUAUCAGAGAAUUAUAUUAUUUUUUUAAUAAUUAGCCCAUAAGUAGAAAAUUUC